AUGCCUCACUUGCAAAACAGCGCUUUCCUCUCGUCGGAUUCGUCGGAUGCCGAGAACGAGGAUUUCGAGCAAAUCGCAAAUCCUCGUCCAGUGCCCGUGUUGACCGCUCUCUCGCCACCGAUGCAUCAACAAAUGUCCAACUCUUCAUCGGCGAUUCCUCAACAAUUUGACGCUACACCGCAAGCAAACGAUUCUGCCUGUCAAACGAUGUCCUGCCAAUGGUUUCCUGCCGGGAUUCCAACUGCAUCUACUCCAAAUUUGCUGGAUGAUGAAGUCAGUGCAACGGAGUCGGCUCCUUUCGAUCAAACACGCCAAUUCAACCCUUCUCAACAGCCACUGCAUUUCAAUGAUCGCGAUGCAGAUGUGAAAAAGAAAAUCGCGCUUUUCAACCUCCUAGAACCAUUUGGCGAUGAUCAGAUGAAAGAACAAGCCGAUCGGAAUGCUUUUCUACAAGUUCUAUAUGCGAUCAACGCCGGAAGUCUGGCCGGAAAUAUUCGCGAGAUCAAACGAGAAGGACGAUUUGAACAAAAUGGAAGACCUCGUCGUGUAAUUGUGACAUUCACCGAUGAAAAUGUGCAACAAAACGUUGUCGAAUGUGCGCGGCAACUCUCAAAGAUUCGUCAACUGAAACAUCUAACGCUUUAUGCCUACAAAUCACCGAUGGCACAACGAUUCAAACCACUUCCGAAACAACAAACGAAACGUCAAAACAAGAAAGCGCGGCCGACGAGAGCGAAGGGGAAUCGCGGUGCCACUUCUCGGAAGAGUCCCGAUCAAAAGUUCGAGCAAAGAGGCAAGAAAGAAUUACGACCUCAACGUCCACCGCCAUCUGAUUCGCCUCAACUUCCACAAAACAGCCACGCUUGGAGCUUGUACGGGAGUACGACAAAUCCUUCGAAUGGU
Molecule: messenger RNA, 903 nt
Organism: Mesorhabditis belari
Lineage: Eukaryota; Metazoa; Nematoda; Chromadorea; Rhabditida; Rhabditidae
Source: the annotation of a GenBank genome assembly